AUGGCCGCAAUGUGGCCUCGCACUGCGAGUCGCAGCAAUGACUGGCGGCGGCGCAAAUCUCCGCGUCGACGCCGAGGUCGGAGCAUUCCAAGCCCGGAGACCAUCCAUGCGCAGCAGGCUUCGAUAUUUGCGUGGACCGCGCUGGCUGGGAUCCUCGAGUGCAACGGCUCUGCCACGAGAGAGAAGCGCAAGCAAUUCCUCCUCACUUCUCGAUUGUCGGCGCGCAGAGCACACGUAGAUCCGCAGCCCAGUCCGUUUGAGCCCAACAUGGCCACCGAAACCACCCCGCUGCGCGGCGAGCAGUACGCCUCAGACGCCCAGAAGCGCAAGCGCAUCGUCGGCAUCACCGGCGCCGUCGUGGUGCUAGCGGCCAUCAUCGUCGUGCUGUGGCUCACGCUGAGCGGCCACAGCUCUAAGUCCACCGAGGUGACGGUGCAGCAGACGCCCGAGCCCACCCCCGCCCUACGCACGGAGCCCCCCGUCGUCAUCACGGAGGCCCCGGCUACCGAAGCGCCGGCUACCGAAGCGCCGGCUACCGAAGCUCCCGUCGAGCAGCCCGCCGCCGCUGCCCCCGCCGACCAGCAGCCCGCUGCCGAGCCUGCCGCCGCGGCCCAGCCCGUUCCCGCCGCUGAGCCCGUUCCUGUUGCCGAGCCCGUGCCUGCUGCCGAGCCCCAGCCUGCCGCCGAGCCGGCUCCAGCCGCUCCGGAACAGCCUGCCGAAGCCGCUCCCCAGGAGCAGCCAGCUCAACCGGCCGAGCCGGCACCGGUCGCCCCUCAGCAGCAGCCUGCUGCCGAGCCGGCACAGCCAGCCCCUCAAGAGCAGCCUGCUGCCCAGCCGGCCCAGCCUGCCGACGCGGCUCCCCAGGAGUAG
This is a messenger RNA of Phytophthora sojae, 870 nucleotides long. RefSeq lists its product as hypothetical. The record is from RefSeq and is a predicted model, not a curated record. Bases 1 to 870 code for a protein of 289 amino acids. Lineage: Eukaryota; Oomycota; Peronosporomycetes; Peronosporales; Peronosporaceae. The transcript has a single exon.